Messenger RNA from Paramecium tetraurelia, 1269 nucleotides. RefSeq lists its product as uncharacterized. Gene Ontology annotation, cellular component: peroxisome. Gene Ontology annotation, biological process: fatty acid beta-oxidation using acyl-CoA oxidase; lipid homeostasis. The transcript is spliced from 5 exons. Gene Ontology annotation, molecular function: FAD binding; acyl-CoA oxidase activity; fatty acid binding. Lineage: Eukaryota; Ciliophora; Oligohymenophorea; Peniculida; Parameciidae. The record is from RefSeq and is a predicted model, not a curated record.
AUGUUAAGCAAAUAUGUGAAUGUCUCAGAUGAUGGACAAUUCACUAAAACUGGAGAUGACAAAGUAUGGCAUGCCACCAUGUAAUUGAUGAGAUAACAUUUCUUGGAUUCAGUAUGGAAAUGUCUAGGAAUUGGUCUCACUAUUGUUAUUAGAUAUUCAUUACAAAGAAAACAAUUCAAAGAUUCCUUAGGGUAAGAAAUUCCCAUCUUUGAUUACCAACUUCAAUAACACAAAUUGAUUCCUUUGAUUGCUGAAAUGUAUGGAUGCAUGUUAGGAAGUAAGAAGGUCUUUGCUAUGGCACAUGACAAUGUUGCUAGAAUCAAAUAAAAGAAUGAUUUCUCUAAAAUGAUGGAAGUUCAUGUUGUCUUAAGUGCUUCUAAAGCAUAUUAUACAUGGAACUGCUUCUUUGCCUUAGAAAAGGUUAGAUAAUGUGCUGGUGGACAUGGUUAUUCCUAUUACUCUGGAAUCCCACCUCUUAUUACUGAGAUGAGUCCCUGUGUCGUGGCUGAAGGUGAUAAUACAGUCUUAUCUUUGUCUGUGGGUAAGGUCUUGUUGAUGUAUCUCAACAAAGCCAUGUAAUCAGGAAAGGCUCCCAACACCACUUGUGAUUAUUUGGAAGACAUUUUCAAUUAUUUGACUGAACUCAAAUAACCAUUGGUCUCCAAAGAGUGCACCAGAGACCUCAAUAAGGUUUUGGCUGCUUUAAGAUACAAUGUUGCUUUCAAUGUUGCUAAUGCAGGAUAAAAGUUACAAACUCUCAUGGGUGAUAAGGGAUUAACAUUUAAGGAAUCCACAGACAAGCACUUAGGCAUUCUCUUAUAAGAAAUUGCUCACACACAAUCUAAUUAUUGGACUUAUAGAACCUUCCUUGAAGAAGUCAAUGCUUUAACUGAUCCAAAUAUUAAGACUGUCCUCACUCAAUUAUGCUUAUUGUAUGGUCUUAACAAGAUCUUGGAAUAAUAAGGAUAAUUGUUUGAGUAUGGUGUCUUAACUGAAACCAGAGAUGAACUUAUUUCAAAUUUGAAAGACAACGCAUUGGGAUUAGUUGAGGCCAUUGCUUAUGAUGAUAAUAGUGUGAGAUCAGCCAUUGGAGAUUCCUAGGGUAAUCCAUAUGAGAAAUUAUAUCAUUGGGCCAAAGACCUCAACCCAUUAAAUGAACCAGAGUUCCAUGAAUAAGUUUUCAAGACAAUUAAGACAAUCAGAACUGCAUCUCCACAUGCUAAGUUAUGAUUAAGAUUAACAAAUAAUUAGAUUCAUUAUUUAUGUUCU